Messenger RNA from Stylophora pistillata, 2438 nucleotides. RefSeq names its product 3-phosphoinositide-dependent protein kinase 1. The record is from RefSeq and is a predicted model, not a curated record. Lineage: Eukaryota; Metazoa; Cnidaria; Anthozoa; Scleractinia; Pocilloporidae. Gene Ontology annotation, biological process: intracellular signal transduction; peptidyl-serine phosphorylation. Gene Ontology annotation, molecular function: ATP binding; protein serine/threonine kinase activity.
GUUUUCUGUAAAGCCUUCCGUAAAAAUAGUUUUCUUCUUUCAGAAUGUUUAAUCUGCUCUUUUAGCCUAUUAAAAUCACAGAUAUGGCAGAAAAUGGGGUUAAAAGAGAGAAUGCUGCUUCAAGCUCUUCAUCUUCGAACUCUCAGUCACCUACUUCUCCAACGACUCCAGCCGUUAAGAAAAAAAAACCUGAAGAUUUCAAGUUUGGAAAGGUUCUUGGUGAAGGGUCAUUUUCAACUGUAUAUGUUGUGCGAGAAAUAAGUACAGGAAAAGAAUAUGCCAUGAAAGUUCUGGAGAAAAGGCACAUGAUACGAGAAAAAAAAGUGCAAUAUGUGUCAAGAGAGAAAGAGGUGCUGAGUAGACUUAACCAUCCAUUCUUUGUUAGACUAUAUUUUACAUUUCAAGAUAAAGAGAAACUUUAUUUUGGUCUAAGCUAUGCCAAGAAAGGAGAGCUGUUACCUUAUAUUAUAAAGCUGGGCUCCUUUGACCUCACAUGUACAAGAUUUUAUUCUGCUGAAGUUGUAUCAGCCUUGGAACAUCUUCAUGGAUUAGGAAUUAUUCACAGGGACUUAAAACCAGAAAAUAUUCUUUUGGAUGCAGACAUGCACAUAAAGAUCACUGACUUUGGUACAGCUAAGAUUGUGACUGAUGGUGAAGUCAAUGAGAAAGGGAGAAAUUCAUUUGUUGGAACUGCACAAUAUGUUUCACCUGAGCUUUUAACAGACAAAAGAGCAGCUAAAAGCUCUGACCUUUGGGCUUUGGGUUGUAUUAUUUAUCAACUUCUAUCUGGACUGCCACCAUUCAGAGCUGUAAAUGAGUAUCAGAUAUUUAAAAAGAUUAUCGCCCUUGAAUAUGAAUUUCCAAGUGGUUUCCCUGAAGUUCCAAAGGGUCUUGUCCAGAGUUUAUUGGUAUUGGAUCCAAAAUUGAGGCUUGGCUGUGAUGAGCAAGGAGGAUUUCCUUCGUUGAAAAGUCACGAGUUUUAUGAAGGAAUCGAUUGGGAGAAUUUGCCAAAUGAGACACCUCCAGAUCUAUUACCCUAUCUGCCGUCCACAAGCACAAACGAGGAAGGUCUUCGUAGCAAAUUCAAGCUGAGUCUUCAUGACAGUGACAGUGACGAAUUUGAUGACCAGCUAUUGGCAAGGUUUGGCCUGUCCGAUGAAGCUCCACAGCCAGGUGGCCCUACGAACAUUCUCAAUCUUACGGAAAGCGAGAGAGAGGAGAAAUUAGUGAAGCAGGAGAGAGAAUCGCCAUGGCAUCAAUUUGUUGGAAAUAAUCUCAUUAUCAAGAUUGGUGUCGUUGACAAAAGAAAGGGUCUCUUCCCUCGCAAAAGAACACUGAUUCUUACAGAGGGUCCGCGGCUGUAUUAUGUCGAUGCCCAGGCAAUGGUUCUGAAAGGGGAAAUUCCAUGGACAAAGGAUCUCAGACCAGAAGCUAAGAACUUCAACGUUUUCUUCGUCCAUACGCCAAAACGUAUUUAUUACUUGGAGGAUCACACGGGAUACGCCAUGGAUUGGGUAAAAAAGAUCGAAGACGUCCAUCGCGUUUACUUCGGAGAUACAACACAACUCUGAGUUAGUACAUUAUGAAAGACGAACAAUCUGAACUCCUUUUCAGAGCGGUUUUCCAGUGACUAUCGAAUCAUAUUAAAAACUAUCUUUAAGUAGUUGUUUGAGCCAAUCAGAAUGCAAGAUUUUUUUUUUUUUUGGUUUCCUCGUUAUGUUUCUCACGUGACUCAAGUUUUCGCCCUUGGCACCAUGCAGUUACUCUACUUUCCCGCUACCUUGCCUCUUGAUUACCGACUCGUUUUGUGACUGCUUUAGCCUAAAAUCGAUUCCACCCGCUGUUCGUUGAAUGAGCCCACGCUCCUCCGAGAUUGAGAAAUCGUCAGAAAUUGAACUUAGUUUUUAAAGUUUCAGAGAUGCCUAUUAGAAAACCACUUUGUUAAACUCCUACUGACAUUUACUACAGGUCGAUUUAGAAAGACUUGUUGACAUUGUAAAGAAGUCUCAUGGUCUGAUUAUCGACUAUUCUCCAAACGCUUGUAAAAUAAUAAACACUAUUAACUGCCGUAUUGUGCCUUCACCAGAAAAGUGGUUCAUAUUAAUGAUGUUAUCAUUUCACUGAAGUUUAUUUCGUUCUCCUGUUGAAGUGAUUUCCUCAACAGCCUUAUUUGAAUAUGUACUCUAAGGUACAGUACUCUUACGUGACAACCAUCGCGUGACUAUCUGAAUAACGGCUGUGCGGGAAUCUACUACUUGAGUAAAAACUUAUCUGUAUACAAUUAAGAUUACCUAGGUUAAUUCAUUUAUUGAUUUUGAUCCAUGUGUUCUCUGCAUACAUAAAUCAGCGCUACUAUGGAGAAUAUUGAAGAUUGUAAAACUACAAAAAAUAAAUUAAGUCUUGAAUAGGUAAUAAACGAUUUGAAACUAUGGAAUUCA